AUGGAAAAUUCAGUCCGUAGACUUUCACUUAUCAGCAACCAUCUAGGACAGCACAUUCCAAAGUACACAUGGUUCAAACCUGAUGGCUGGGUAGGCUUUAUUUAGGGAUUUACAGACACAAAAUUUUUCUUACUAUACAUCUUUUAAAUUGGAAAAAAUACCUGUAAAUUUCCUUUUUUUUGCAAAUUAAACCCAAUAUAUAAUUUUAUUUUUUUAUUGAUAAAAAUAACUAAAUGGGUUAAUACCAAAUUUAGCACUAUCAAAUAGAAUAUUACCUAAACAUUUUUUUAUAUUUUAAAGAUUGGAUUGUUAAAAGAAUAGUUGGUUCUUUAAAUCAUUAAAUUUUAUAAAUUAGUUUACUAUAAAAUUUAAUAAUUUUUUUUUAUUUUAAUUCAUAAAACUUAAGGAGGGGGAGUUAAACAAGCAAAAUCAAGUUUACCUUGGUGGAAAUCGCUAUUUGGAUUCAGGCAAAAUUUUACCAUCAUUUGCACAAUUUUUCCAAGAUCAAGGAUUAGAAUUUGCUAAUAAGUCUACAAUACAGAAAUCAAUACCAGUUGACCCACCUGUAAGGAAUCAGGACUUUUUGGAUAGGAUAAAGCAGUUUUCAUUCUAUGUGACUGAAGAGGAUCAAGACCGUGCUUUUCACUCGCAUGGACACACAUUACAAGAAAUGUUUAUUGUAAAGUUCGGAAAAUUUGAUAGAACAGUCGAUCUUGUGGUUUAUCCAGAAACUGAAGAAUAUCUAUCUAAUUAAGGGUACAAAGACUUGCAAUUCUAUUUAAAUUCGUCAAAUUUCUCACGAUGAAGUAUAGAAAUAAAAAAAUUUCUUACUCCCCCCCCCCCUCCGUGAGCGAACAAAACCAUUAGAAAAAUCACCAUUUUUUGACCAAAAACCCACCCUCCGUGAGCGAACAAAAAUUUUUUUAAUAGAAAAAAUUUUAAUGGAAAAAAAAUUUUGAUAUAUAAGUGAUAAUUAGUAUAAUGAAAUCUAGAGCUAAUUCUGUUUAAUUUUAAACAAAUUGCGUUUUAAAACAUAAAUUUUUGCAAUUAAAUUAAUAUUUGCUUCCCAAUUUUUGCAAAUUAGGAUUUUUUUAAAUUUCGAAAAAAAUAUUUUUUAUAAAAUUUAUAUAUAAAUUUUUUUUUAAAAAAAAAAAUUAACCCCCCUCCGUGAGUGAACAAAAUUUUUUUGUUCGCUCACGGGGGGGGGGGGGGAGUUAUAAUAAUUAACUUAUCUAUCAAAAACUGAAGAGCAUGUGGGAAACAUCGUUAAACUCGCUAACGAGCUAAACGUUGUAUUAGUCCCUUAUGGAGGUGGAACAAAUGUAACCCAUGCUCUCCAGCUUGAUCCCAACGAAAAAAGAACUAUCUGCUCAGUAGAUCUUAGCAAGCUCAGCAAAGUCAAAGAAGUAAACAAAGAAAGCAUGACUGCUGUAGUAGAGGCUGGAAUUGCAGGAAAAGACUUAGAAAAAGAACUACUUAAGCAUGGAGUUUGCUGUGGCCACGAGCCUGAUUCAGUUGAAUUUUCUACACUAGGCGGCUGGAUCAGCACAAAUGCAUCAGGGAUGAAGAAAAAUAUUUAUGGAAAUAUUGACGACAUUGUAUCCCUUUUUUUUGAUUUUUUAUUAAAAAAUAGUCCUAUAUAUUUUUCAAAGAAAAAUCAAGGGAAAUUAUUAUACUUACUAUAAGAAUAGUAACACCUUUAGGAACUUGGGAAAAGCCAUGCAACGCUCCAAGAAUGUCAACAGGACCUGACGUAAACCGAGUUUUAAUCGGAAGUGAAGGCUUAUUUGGGGUAAUUUUUAUCUAGAUCAUCACAAGUGCCACAAUUAAAGUCAAACCUCUCCCAGCACACAAAGCAUAUGACUCCUAUGUUUUCCCAAAUUUUGAAUUAGGCACAAAAUUCAUGAAGUUCUUAGGAGUAAACAACAUCCGUCCAGCCAGUGUUCGGCUUGUUGACAAUAUGCAAUUUCAGUUCGCCUUGUCCUUAAAACCAGCUGAGCACUCUAUAUUUAAGCAUUUUAUGGACAGAGUCAAAAAAUUUUAUUUAUUAACUAUAAAAGGAUUUGACCCAAAACAAAUAUGCGCUUGCACACUGGUCUACGAAGGUAAUAAAGAAGUGGUCGAUUUGCAGCAGCAUCAAAUAGACGAAGUCGCUAGAAAUUUCAAAGGACUUCGUGGAGGCCCUGAAAACGGCCUCAGAGGGUAUUUUUUGACCUAUAUGAUUGCUUAUCUUAGAGAUUUUGGGAUGGAGUAUGACCUAGUCGCUGAGUCCUUUGAGACUGCUAUAUCUUGGGACAAAUUAGAUAAUCUCCUUAAAUCCUUGCCUGUAAAAAUUAUAUAGAAAUGCAUAGAAGCUGCAUGUGCUGCCAGAGGGGUUAAAAAAAGACCAUUUGUGUCAUCAAGAAUUACACAAGUUUAUGACACGGGGGCUUGCGUUUACGUUUAUUUUGGAUUUUUCCAUACAGGAGUCCCUGAUCCAGUUAAAGUUUAUUGUGAAGUUGAAGAUGAGGCUAGAGAAGAAAUUUUACGAUGUGGAGGGUCAUUAAGUCACCAUCAUGGAGUGGGGAAAUUAAGGAAAAAAUUCAUGAAUAAAUGUGUGGGAGAGCCUGCACUUUCGAUUUUGAGAGGCGUAAAGAAAGAAGUCGACCCUAAAAAUAUUUUUGCAAAUGGGAACUUAAUUUAA
This is a messenger RNA of Blepharisma stoltei, 2683 nucleotides long. Lineage: Eukaryota; Ciliophora; Heterotrichea; Heterotrichida; Blepharismidae. The record is from the annotation of a GenBank genome assembly.